This is a messenger RNA of Pomacea canaliculata, 1474 nucleotides long. Its product is annotated as tryptophan--tRNA ligase, mitochondrial-like. Gene Ontology annotation, molecular function: ATP binding; tryptophan-tRNA ligase activity. The transcript has 7 exons. Bases 8 to 1147 code for a protein of 379 amino acids. The record is from RefSeq and is a predicted model, not a curated record. Gene Ontology annotation, biological process: mitochondrial tryptophanyl-tRNA aminoacylation. Gene Ontology annotation, cellular component: mitochondrial matrix; mitochondrion. Lineage: Eukaryota; Metazoa; Mollusca; Gastropoda; Architaenioglossa; Ampullariidae.
GAAUACAAUGGCCGCCUCCAUGAACACGCUGGCUAUGGGCACCUCAAGGAUAUUGUUGCCAGUGUUUGGACGUUUUCACCGCAUAAUAAAGCUGAAUAAACGACAUUUUUGCGAUGUUGGUGAUGAGAAGGAUGCAAAAACGAAACAGUUUGCAGAAGUUCCUCCAAGACUGUUUUCGGGAAUCCAACCAACGGGCAUUCCUCACAUUGGAAACUACAUUGGCGCAAUUAAAAACUGGGUUAUGCUUCAAAAGAAAUACGACAGUGUCAUUUUUUGUAUUGUUGACCUCCAUUCCAUCACAGUUCCUCAAGAACCAAAAGUGCUCCGGCAGAAUAUUUUAGACAUGACUGCUUGUCUUCUGGCAUGUGGAAUAGACCCAGAAAAAAGCAUACUGUUUCUGCAGUCACAUGUGCAGGAACAUGCGGAACUGGCUUGGUUACUUGGGUGCCUCUGCACUCUACCACGACUUCAACAUUUGCCUCAGUGGAAGGAAAAGUCACAAAAGAUAAAGGAACCAGGCCUUGGUCUUUUCACAUAUCCAGUUCUUCAAGCUGCUGAUAUUCUUCUCUACAAGGCAACUGAUGUGCCUGUUGGAGAAGAUCAGAUUCACCAUAUAGAGCUGACCCGUUACUUGGCCAAGUCCUUCAAUCGCAACUUCAAUACCAUAUUUCCUCGCUGCAGGGCUCUGACGGGUGAAUCCCCUAAAAUACGAAGCCUCCGUAACCCAGAAGGGAAGAUGAGCAAGUCCGACCCCAACCCUUUGAGUCGAAUAGAGCUGACAGACUCGCCAAAAGAUAUUACAGAGAAAAUAAAGAAAGCCGUGACUGAUUUCACAUCAGAGGUCUCAUAUGACCCAGACCGCAGGCCAGGCGUCUCAAACCUCAUUGACAUUCACAUGGGUGUGACCGAACUUUGUGCUGAGGAGAUAUGUGAGAAUGCUUUUCUAAAUGCCCUUACCACUGCGAUGUACAAAGCUACGGUUGCUGAAGCUGUGAUAGAGCACCUCAAGCCCAUCUCGGACUCUAUACAAAGGUUGAAGAAUGACCCAGGUCAUCUGGAGAAGGUGCUGAAAACAGGGCAAGAGCGGGCACAAGCUAUCGCUCAGGACACAAUUAUGGAAGUUAAGCAGGCUAUGGGGCUAAGAUGAUGCAAGUUAAGUCUCACAGUUGACACUUUUAGGAUAAUUCUUUUUUUCUCCUACCGCUAAGCAGAAGGUUGAAAUUUUUUGUACAUUAGAUAAAAAAUACAUAUAAUCAUGGUCAGUGAGCGAAUUCCUGAUGUAUGUUUGUCUCUGUGCUGUGGUCACUUGAGUUCUACAGAGCUGUAUAAAGUAUCAACAAAUAUUUUUUCUGGCAAGUCCUGUUCUUACGGUUGUCAGUAUUUCUGUUAAAAGUCUUCCAGAAAAUAGGAGACAAUGAAGUGCUUGAAAUCUGAAAUGACUGGGGUAUUUCUUUUUAUGUAUAAAUUAUUGUUC